ACAAUCGAGAUGGCUCCUCUGCGUCGUGUUGUCCUUGUCGCUGUCCUGGUUACCGUGCUCGUCUUGCACACAGUGGACGCAGGCUUCAAGCUCAAGAAAUUGGCCAAAGCCGCGCUCCUGGGUGCUGCCAUCGCGCCUCGUUUCGUGCCCAUCCCGAUCCCGCACCACGUUCACGGUCACCACCACCACGGUCAUCACCACAAAGAACACCACAUCCAUGUCCCUAUCCAUCACCACCACGAGGGACACCAUCAUGGACACCACGAAAUCAUUCAUCAUGACAGCCACGGACACGGAGGUUGGGACCACGGUGGCUGGUGAAGCGGGCUGUGAUCGGUAAAGGAUCGAGCCGUCCUCUUCGUGCUUCGACAAUGUGGUGUGCUCGGUUGUCAGUCUCAGAGGUGAUCUGAUGCCGAUUCCGUACUACUCUGCUAGUCGUUGUCGCUGUUAACGCUGUCCUUGGUUCUUGUGGUCAUCGUCGUUGUCAUAGUCGUAUCAGCCGAUGUCGUCCUAUGCAUGCUCCCGUGCACCUUUGGUCUCGUGUUUCUCACAGAGAGAGUUGGAUCGGGGCUGAUGCUUUGCCGCUGGUUGGGAAGCUGUGCUCCUCGGCAAGCCGAACUGAUGCACUCUCUUCCGCAGCAUCUCGCUCUGCGGGGUACUGCCGAUGUGUGCUAGUAUGCUACUUGUUGUAUAUAGGUCUGUUUAUACAUAUGUCUACUUUUCGUGAAUUUCCCUGGACGAACUCAGCCUAAACCUGUAUAUACUCGCGGGCUCGUCUACCCCGGUCGAUCCUGGGUCGAACCUACGGAAUGUUUUUCAUGUCGUGUCGAUUAUCUGUGUUCGAGCCAUUCGAACAUCCGUUCCCUGUAAAUAAACAAAA
This is a messenger RNA of Galendromus occidentalis (western predatory mite), 880 nucleotides long. RefSeq names its product zinc transporter zipt-7.2. Lineage: Eukaryota; Metazoa; Arthropoda; Arachnida; Mesostigmata; Phytoseiidae. The record is from RefSeq and is a predicted model, not a curated record. The transcript is spliced from 3 exons. The coding region runs from base 10 to 321 and encodes 103 amino acids.